Gadus macrocephalus (Pacific cod) is the source of this 2605-nucleotide messenger RNA. RefSeq lists its product as uncharacterized. Gene Ontology annotation, molecular function: nucleic acid binding. The record is from RefSeq and is a predicted model, not a curated record. Gene Ontology annotation, biological process: DNA integration. Bases 14 to 2605 code for a protein of 863 amino acids. NCBI's taxonomy places the organism in Eukaryota, Metazoa, Chordata, Actinopteri, Gadiformes, Gadidae. The transcript has 2 exons.
AGACAGCUUGAAGAUGGUGUUAAAGAGACACUCAGCUGUGUUCUCUACAGAGUUAGGCACACUGAAGCAGAUUAAAGCCACACUGACUGUUAGACCUAACAGUAUACCUAAAUUCUGCCCCCCACGUAAUGUGCCCUAUGCACUUCGACCUCGAGUGGAAGCCGAGCUGAAGCGCCUAACUGAGCUUGGGGUGAUCUCACCAUUGGAGAAUAGUGAGUGGGCCACACCUGUGGUGCCAGUUGUCAAGAAGGAUGGCACAGUUAGACUGUGUGGCGAUUUCAAGGUCACCCUCAACCAAGCUCUCUGCGUGGAUAGAUACCCACUACCACGCAUUGAAGACAUUUUUGCCUCUCUAGCAGGAGGGCAACGCUUCAGUAAGUUAGACUUAUCUAAUGCAUAUCUGCAGAUGGAGGUAGAAGAGAAGUGUAGGAAGCUGCUAACUAUCUCCACACAGAAAGGGCUAUUCCGCUUUAAUCGCUUGCCCUUUGGAGUAGCGUCAUCACCUGGCUUGUUCCAAAAGGCUAUGGAUCAAGAACUGCUCGGACUACCUUACACACACUGUUACCUGGACGACAUCCUCAUCAGUGGUCCUGAUGAACAGACUCACCUCAAAGCGCUGGAUUCAGUCCUAGGCAGGCUAGAGGAGUAUGGCCUGCAUCUCAAACAAGAGAAGUGCCAGUUUUUCCAGGAGUCUGUGGAAUACUUGGGCCACAUCAUUGACGCGGCCGGGCUCCACAAAUCACCAGAGAAAGUACGUGCUAUUGUGGAAGCACCAGCACCACGUGAUGUCAGCCAGCUACGUUCGUUCCUAGGAAUGCUGAACUAUUAUGGACGCUUCAUUCCUAAUGUAUCCACUGUCCUUAAACCAUUAAAUGAAAUGCUAAACAAAGGGAAGCAAUGGCAGUGGACAGUAGACUGUGAAUCAGCUUUCCAGAAAGCAAAAGCACUCCUAGUAUCACAGGAAGUAUUAACGCACUACAAUCCUGAGCUGCCCCUUCGCCUUGCGUGCGAUGCUUCACCAUAUGGGGUCGGAGCUGUGCUCUCGCACGCUAUGCCUGAUGGAGAGGAACGACCUAUAGCUUAUGCUUCACGAACACUCAGUAAGGCAGAACAAAACUAUGCCCAGAUAGAGAGGGAGGCGCUAGCGAUAGUCUUUGGAGUUCGCAAGAUGGGCGGCAGUAGCUCAGGAGAGAAGCUAGGCGCAGUAGAGGUGUUCUACACAUCUCAGUUGGACACACUACCAGUCAGUAACACCGAGAUCAAACGUGAGACCCUGUCUGACUCCACUUUAUCUCGUGUCCAGGAAAUUGUCUCCACUGGUCGUUGUCCAGCUGCAAAGGAUGCCGACGAAGAGCUGUCGCCCUAUCUGUUGCGCCGGCAUGAUCUCACCAUACAGCAGGGAUGCCUCAUGUGGGGUAUGAGAGUGAUUGUGCCUCCUAAACUGCGCCCCCGGGUUCUGAAAGAGCUCCACUCAGCACAUCCAGGAGUAGUGAGGAUGAAGAGCUUGGCACGCAGUUAUGUGUGGUGGCCCGGCAUCGACUCUCAAAUUGAGCUUCACGCCAAAUCCAGCCCCCCGUGUCAGAGCAUACAAAAAGCACCUGGGUUAGCUCCUCUACACCCUUGGAUGUGGCCAUCCAGUCCUUGGGAAAGGAUACAUGUGGACUUUGCGGGUCCAUUCGAAGGACAUAUGUACCUGAUCACUGUGGACGCCCAUUCCAAGUGGCCUGAGGUGCAUAUCAUGGACAGCACCACAGCCAGCAAGACCAUACAAGUGCUCAGGGGACUUUUCAGUCGCCAUGGAAUUCCGCACAUCCUUGUGAGCGACAACGGACCUCAGUUCUGUUCUGAAGAAUUCAGUGCCUUCCUGAAGUCCAAUGGAGUCAAACACACCCGCUCAGCGCCGUACCAUCCUGCUACCAAUGGCUUGGCAGAGCGUUUUGUGCGCACAUUCAAACAGGCCUUAAAAUCAUCCAAAGGCACCGGGAUGGUGCAACAACGCCUUGAUACGUUCCUGCUGGCAUACCGCAACAUCCCCCACACCACAACAACGGAAACGCCAGCCAUGUUGUUCCUUGGACGCAGGCUGCGUUCUCGUUUGGAUUUCCUGAAACCCAAUAUUGCUGGAACAGUGCACAGAUCACAGGAUGCCCAACAACAACGCCGCCACCAACACUCAAAGGACAGGCAGUUUGAUGUAGGGGCGCCAGUCCUGGUGCGUGACUAUCGGAAGGGGGAGGAGAAGUGGACACAAGGUAUUGUUGUGGAAAAGACAGGUCCAGUGUCGUACAGGAUAAAUGCGGGAGUACCAGGGGUAUGGAAACGCCAUGUGGAUCAGAUGCUGACACGCCCCGAUCCAGAGCUGCAGCAGACUGCAGUGAACCUUCCCAUACCAGAGGACUUACCCCCGGGUGAUAUCUGCACCACACUCCACUCUAAUACACCUCACACACAGGAGCCUGACUGUCACAUUUCUCAGCACACACAAUCUCCACACCAGUCCACUGACCCACCACAGACUGUGCUAACCGGUACUCCGGUAACAGAGACAAUGAGACGUUAUCCUGUGAGGAUUACUAAACCGCCCGUACGUUACAGUGCGGAGUGA